AUGGAGUCUCGGAAAGAACCAGUUCGCAGCAGAAGAAGAAAAUUAACCCUGACAUCUGAUUCUGAAGAUGAGACUAGAAAUGCAGAAAGAGAUAAAAGUGCACAAAGAAGGUCGUCUCGUAUUUAUGGAAAACAACAUAAGCCAGAGUUUAGACUUCCUUCUCGGGACACUAUCUGGAAUGAUAUUCCGUCUGUCACAACCACAUCAGCCCUAAGAAGACUUACACCUAAAAAAACGGUGAAUAAUUUCACUAAAGUAUAUAAUAAUUACAACUAUGAUGAUUUCGAAGACACAAGUGAUGAUGAUUCCUCUAUUGAAACCUCAGACUCGGGAGAGGAGAAAGAGAAACAGCACAGAAUUAAAAACUAUCACAAACGACUUCAAGUGCCAUCCAGUUCCAGCGAUGAUGAUGAUGAUAGGAAAUUGGAUGGAUCACAGAGAAAGCUCCAGCAGACCGCUAAAUGCUUGCUGAAGGAGCAAGAGAAAACAGGAACUGUUGCAGUCGUCAGUUUGACUGGCAGUGAGCUUGUUGAUGAUAGCAGGAUUGAUGCAGACCUUGCAGCUCCAACAGCUGCUGUUGAUUCAGAGGACAGUAAUGCUAGUGAUAUACUGUCACCUUCUAGAAAUGGACAUUUGAAAAAUUGUUCGGUGCUUCUUAGUGAUGACGACAGUGCAGAAAAUGAUGAUAAUAAUAGUGACAAAGUUGUUGACAGUCAUGAGGAACAGGAUAGUGUUUCUGGGUCUUCAGAGAAUGACUCUCCACUUGAAAGUAGGAGAUGUACGUUAGAGAAACAAAAGCUGAAACAGUUAAAUAUGUUUCAGAAGUUGAAAGAGGCACAGGCUAAAAGAAAGAGAAGUAUUUCAAAAACUUGA
Messenger RNA from Candidula unifasciata, 873 nucleotides. Lineage: Eukaryota; Metazoa; Mollusca; Gastropoda; Stylommatophora; Geomitridae. The record is from the annotation of a GenBank genome assembly.